UUGAAGGACGAAGCCAGAAGAUGAGAUCCAGCCUGGUGCCGGCCGCUCUUCUCUGCUUCACCACAUGGAUGAACGUUGUCCAUGCAACCCAUGCACCGGUAUCCAGCUGUUGUCUCGGGUGGUCUGACACAAAAGUCAACCCGAAGCGUAUUGUGAAUUACACCUUUCAGACUGAAGGCGUCUGUUCAAUCACAGCCGUAGUGUUUCAUAGCAAGCAGGGAGCGAGCAUCUGCUCCGACCCUAAGAGUGCCUGGGCAAAAAAUGUAAUUCUGAAGGUGGACAAGGAGAGAAAACAAAAAACGGCCUCGCAAGUGACGGCACGGAAUGAAGAAGGACUGACAAGCGAUGACACACCAACAGUGUCCCUGCCAUUAAAAACUACACCAAAGAAGAAAGGCAGAAAUGGAAGAAGACGCCAGAAGAAGAAGUCCAGGGGAAGGAAGAGGGGCCAGAAGAAAUCUGUGUGAGGAAUCACGAGACAAUUCAAAGUUGCAAACAUUCAGCAAACAAGUUGUACUUGUCCUGCUAUAUUCUAUGAAUAGUAAACAACCGGGAAACAAAAAAAGGCCUUUUUAUAUUAUUGUAAUGUAUAUUUAAAUAUGAUCUUGUCAUCAUAAAUAUGUGUAUGUCAAAGGAGCAUAAUGUUUGACCUUUUCCAGUCG
Molecule: messenger RNA, 662 nt
Organism: Pseudoliparis swirei
Lineage: Eukaryota; Metazoa; Chordata; Actinopteri; Perciformes; Liparidae
Product: C-C motif chemokine 20-like
Exons: 3
Coding region: 21-467 (148 amino acids)
Biological process (GO): cellular response to tumor necrosis factor; cellular response to type II interferon; immune response
Cellular component (GO): extracellular region
Molecular function (GO): chemokine activity; CCR chemokine receptor binding
Source: RefSeq, a predicted model, not a curated record